Messenger RNA from Pyricularia oryzae 70-15, 333 nucleotides. RefSeq lists its product as uncharacterized. The coding region runs from base 1 to 333 and encodes 110 amino acids. The record is from RefSeq and is a predicted model, not a curated record. NCBI's taxonomy places the organism in Eukaryota, Fungi, Ascomycota, Sordariomycetes, Magnaporthales, Pyriculariaceae. The transcript is spliced from 2 exons.
AUGCGUCCCCAAUUCAUCAUCGCAGGGGUCUUCGCCCUCGUCGCCAACGCCAGCGCCAUGGAAGCCUCUGACGCCAAGCUCCGCCCCCGCGCAGACAUUGACCUAAGCCCAAUGAAUAAUCUCAUGACCUACGACCAAUGCAGAGACAGUUGCGUUUCCGGAUUCGAGCGAAGCGGCGGCGUUCCUCGAAACUUUGAAGUCAUUUGCUACGAUAAAUGUCUGCACCUGUUGAAGGAGCAGGCGAAAUUCGCGACUGCAAAUUAUCAAGCGGCUUUGAAAUUCCCCGGCCCACGAAUGAACACGGAGAAGCGGCAGGAAUUAGGGCGUCGGUAA